Molecule: messenger RNA, 1116 nt
Organism: Populus euphratica (Euphrates poplar)
Lineage: Eukaryota; Viridiplantae; Streptophyta; Magnoliopsida; Malpighiales; Salicaceae
Exons: 2
Coding region: 174-665 (163 amino acids)
Source: RefSeq, a predicted model, not a curated record
AGGCCUCCUCCCACCAGCCUUACAUCCACCAUCGUCAUCACAAAAACUCACUGCCCCAGACUCGAGCUGAGGCGAAGUCCUAAAAACCUGACUUGAAAAACCUCAGACAACACCCAUCCAUCUGUUAAUCUCUCUGAAACUCUGUACUUCAUCUGUACACAUAAACCUUAACAAUGUCUCUGACACAAGUAUCUUUCCUCCCUUUCUUUCUCUCCCUUAUCUUCCUCCUCUCCACCAUCACCACAACCACAUCCACUUUACAAAACCUCCUUCAAAACCACGGCUUACCAGGUGGUCUCUUUCCAAACAAUGUCAAGUCCUACAGUCUUGACCAAGAUGGUCGCUUAGAGGUGCAGCUAGAUGGUCUAUGCAUGACUAAGUAUGAGACAAGAGUGGUCUUUGACAGUGUGGUUAGAGCCAAUCUCAGUUAUGGCGGGCUUAUGGGGUUGGAAGGACUUAUACAAGAAGAGCUUUUUCUUUGGCUUCCAGUCAAAGGUUUUGAAGUAAAUGAUCCAUCUUCUGGGCUGAUCUCUGUUGAUAUUGGUCUUGCUCAUAAGCAGCUCUCUCGUUCUCUCUUUGAAGUUCCUCCUGUUUGCAAGCCUCAAGGGGCUGCAGAUCUAUUGAAGAAUUUUGGAAGGAAAAUUGGAGUUCAGUUUCAGAGAUGAAAAAAGGAAGAACCAAAUUAAACUCCUUCAAAUUGAGACAGAACUUUCUCUUUCUCUUUCUCUUUUUGUUUUUUGUUUUUUUCUUUUCUUUCUUGUUUGGAUGCUACAUAGAGCCUGUCAAAAAGGAAACUGGGGGAUAAAUGGAGGAAUCAAAUGGCAAACUUUUGGAAUUCUUAGAUUCUUAACUGAUAAAAAUAUUUAAUUACUUAAAAAAGAUAUUCAAUGAUUGUGCUGGUCUGUUAUGUUCUUAAUGUUUUGCUGAAUUUGAAAGGAACGGUUGUUCGCAUCUGAAGACAGGGAAGCUGAUGGGAUAUUUGAAAUUUGGUGUGCUAUAUUAGUCCUAACUAGCUCUGUGAAUUUAUAGCUAUAAAUUAGGCUAGGAAACACUAAAUUCCCCAGAAAUUAUGUCAGGGAAUGAUUAACAUAGCUAGCUGCAUUUACUUCUUUGUAA